AUGCCAUCACACUUAUCACUCAUUGAGUCCGAGUCCGGUGCGGACUCGCAAUCUUAUCAAUCAUCUCAGCGCUCCGAUCACAUAGACGAUGGCCGCAAGUCUGGCUUAUCUUUGACCACGACCUAUAUGACCCCUGCUGCUCGUCCUCUCCCACACAUACGAAACGCUCUGUCUGUUAAGUACGCAGUCUUAUACGGCGCACGGUCGAGAUCUCUCUCGAGAAAUGCAGCGAAAUGUACUGAAUCCGAUCAUCGCGCGAGUUCCAAGCUCUUUGAGGAUGCAGCGCGAGAGGAGGCUGAGGAAGCGCAGACACCUGCGCGGACAAGCAGGGUCCCUACACUAGAGGGUCAGAAUGAGAACUGGACUGGAGAAGAGUCUGUGCAGGAUGCAGUGCUCCGCAUGUUGGUCGACAAGUACAAGCCGCUGCGUGGCGGACCCGUUAGGACUGCAGACGAGAAACUGAAGGCAGCUCCUCCGAAAGUCUCAUUUCCAGAAGGAUCAAGCUCGCUCACGAACGACACAUUUGCGAUGGAAGACGCCAAGGAGCAGGCUCCCCGUCGGUAUCUACCUAACGAGCCACUGUUGCCUGCCGUCGAAGGACACAAGCCAUGGCUCACAACCUUCAAGGUACCCUCUCAUGCUACUUCAAAUAUCCGCUACGGCCACUUUCCAAAUGUAUCGACACGGAACGCGCCCGAGUCCCGUCUCGAUGAGAAGGCGAAGAAGGAGAGGGAAACUCGGCGGCGGACUGAGCAAGCCGGUAGAUUAUCCAGAGCGAGGGAGUCUACUCUCGACUACCGCUUGGGGAUCAAAGGUGGUGCUGCCAUUCAGAAACGGCUCAAUCCCGCCAGUUUGCAGGGCUGGGCAAAUCUCGUCGAAGAUAGAAUUGAACGGGCUCGCCAAGAAGGCCUCUUCAAGACGAUUAGAGGCCGGGGACAACCUCUGGCUUCGACAGUACAAGAUAGAAAUCCAUUCAUCGCUAGAGAGGAGUUCUUGAUGAACCGUAUCGUCCAGCGCCAGGGCGCUGCUCCUCCUUGGGUAGAGAUUCAGGGCGAACUGGAAUCUGCCAUAGCGUCGUUCCGGGAGUUGAUCAAACAGUCGUGGACAAGGCGCGCGAUACGGAUGCUGACAACUAAUCAGCCAGCCGCACUGCUUCCUUCUCUGACCCUCACUGAUAUCAUUUCUUUGCGAGAUGUGGAGUGGGAAGCUCGAGAGCAGGCAUUCCACGACCAGGCGUUGGAGGAGGUCAAUGCUCUGGUGAGGAAGUACAACGGGCUGGCGCCAUAUGCCGUACGCAGGGCAUAUUACUUGCGUAGGACGGAGCUAGACAGGACUUACCGCGAUUCUGCGGAGGCUAUCCUCCAGGGCCUUGCUGAGAGAGUCGGCGCCCAGGGCAUGCGGAUGGGAGCCGGCAUCGGCGAGGACGACUCGGAGGGCGAGGGGAGGUCGACUGAAGGAACCGCAGGCGGUACUGCCACAAGCUUGAGCUUACGCGAUAUGCUGCGAGAUUGGUGGGCUGCUCUCCGAGGACGAUGA
This is a messenger RNA of Fibroporia radiculosa, 1536 nucleotides long. RefSeq lists its product as uncharacterized. NCBI's taxonomy places the organism in Eukaryota, Fungi, Basidiomycota, Agaricomycetes, Polyporales, Fibroporiaceae. Bases 1 to 1536 code for a protein of 511 amino acids. The record is from RefSeq and is a predicted model, not a curated record. The transcript has 3 exons.